GCAUAAUUGGCCAUGUCCGCUACCGCCACCACCACCACCACACCCGAUACGAAGGUUGUUCUCGAGAACGAUGCCGAUUUUAUACCCCGUGGCGAUGUCGAGGCAUCUAUGCAAUUCUUUGACUACCCCGAAGAUGGAUCGGCACCAUUCAACCUCAUGGAGGGACAUUUGAAGAGUGGAACAAAGCCCAACUACCCCCUGAACUUCCAUAAGAUUUCUAUAACCGACAUCCGUGGCCACGAGUCAGAAUACUUGCUUGAGAGAGAUGGCUUUCAAGGAAUACCAAAUGUCCCAUCAGCUGCAGACCCUUCUUUUACUGAUGAGGAAAACAUCAAGUCUGUCUGGUAUCCCGAAGUCGAGGAAUUCGUCCGUAACCUCAUACCCGAUGCCAAACGAGUAUUUGUAUUCAAUCAUAUUGUCCGCCUCUCCAAACCAGGCGCUGACAACUUUCCAAUAACCAGCGCUCAUGUGGACCAAACGCCUCUGUCCACCCAGGCAGCCAUGGGCCUCUUUUUCCCACCAGAGGAAGUAGCAGAGCUUCUCAAAGAUCGAUAUCGGGUCCUCAACGUCUGGCGGCCAAUAAACGGGCCCGUCCAAUCAAACCCAUUGGCUGUUGCUUUACCAUCAUCGGUGCCGGAUGACGACCUAGUGCGCAUUGAACUUCGCUAUCCCGAAUAUAGUAGUGAGACCCAGAUGCUCAAAUACAACCCAGCGCAUAAAUGGUACUAUUGGUCCAGAAUGACAAAUGAAGACAGGUUGCUAUUCAUGAUUAUAGACAACAAGGAGGACGCAGUAGCAAAGAGAGUGGCACAUUCGUCGUUCAUUGACCCUCGAAUUCCGGUUGGAGCAAAGGGCCGCGAUAGCAUUGAGACAAGGGUGUUUGUCUUUGGCUAG
This is a messenger RNA of Microsporum canis CBS 113480, 894 nucleotides long. RefSeq lists its product as hypothetical. The record is from RefSeq and is a predicted model, not a curated record. Bases 13 to 894 code for a protein of 293 amino acids. Gene Ontology annotation, molecular function: oxidoreductase activity. The transcript has a single exon. Lineage: Eukaryota; Fungi; Ascomycota; Eurotiomycetes; Onygenales; Arthrodermataceae.